Messenger RNA from Acanthosepion pharaonis, 1455 nucleotides. NCBI's taxonomy places the organism in Eukaryota, Metazoa, Mollusca, Cephalopoda, Sepiida, Sepiidae. The record is from the annotation of a GenBank genome assembly.
AUGCUGGUUUACCUGUCUUACCAAUUAUUUGGGACAAAAUUCUUUGCCCGACAAAGGAAAGGAAUUGAAAUUUUGGUUGACUAUUAUUCAUUCCAGCAUUUUAUUCUUGAAAAAAUUUGGAUCAAUCUUGGGCGCUUGCGUAACAAUUUGUACCUUCGCAUUAGUGGGGUGCCAAAGGAUGUUCCAAAGAGACCACAGAUCAUAAGUUGCCCACUUGAUGCUUGUGAAGAGCUGCCAGAUAAACCCCUACGGCUUGAAGUUGGAGUCAUCUCAUCAAAGCGAGUAAUGGAUACCCUAAAAUUCUCUGACCACAAUAUGUUGAUUGAAUUGAGCAUUGUAUCAGGAAAUGAUUUCACUUAUCCAUUCAUGAAGAUGGAAAACAAAUUUCUGUUUCACUUGGAUAUUGAAGGUCAGAAAUCCAAACUGGAAAAUAUUGUUGCCUGGGUACGUCGCUACAAAAGAAUUGAGAAUCAUCCAUUCCUUACUACAACAAUGAAACACAAUCCCAGCUUUGCUUCAGCUGUCCAACACUCACGAGAUUUCUACAACCUGAGCAUAGAUCCCAAUUUUGUCUUCAAUGAACAGCCAACUACUAACCGAGGGUUCUUAAAGAAAGUGAUUCAUGAAAGAAUUGAAAGUGGCAAUCUUAGUAGUCACAUCCUGGGAAUACAUAAUCGGUUUUAUUGGCACCGAAUGCUUGUAGAGGACAUUGAUCACUAUAAGCCUGGCAUUGAGCAUCUCCUCUCAGGCCUCCGUUCUUGUAUCUAUCGCAUGCUGCUGCCCCUUGAUGAACACACUGUUGUUGAGUACGGACAAGGAAGAAGCUUUGAUAUCAUACCAGCCACAGUUCCUGUUGCUCAUUGGAAAUGGAUUCCUCAGUUGGAUCAAGUUGAUUCCCAAAAGAUCUUUGAAAAUCUGAGAACAUUUCACAAAAUCAUGGUGCAGUUGGAACCUGGAUUACGCACUGGAAAUUGGCCUCAGAAUUGGAUUAAACGCUAUGGUCGAAGGAAUGGAUUCCUGUUUUAUUGUCUCCGCUAUUUUCUGCUUCUAAACUGGCAGCGCAAUAUUUGGAUCUCAGAAGAUGAGUUUCUCGCCCUAUUUUCUUUGGUGUUUGCCACCAAGAAUGAGAUUGAAUACCAGGAAGUGGCCAUCCCACCCUCUGCUAGGUGCAUUACCAUUUACAAUUGGUUCCAGGACAUCUAUCGGUAUGCUUAUGUAUUUUUGGGCAGUCUACUUUAUCUUCAGCACGAGUUUCCCAAACCAGAAGAAAUAUUUUCUGGAUCAGUUUGGGUUGUCUACCACCGAAGUUGUGAUAUUAAUUAUUAUCCACCAGCUUCAAGACCCAAUUUCCGUAAAGCAGUGGAUAAAGCCCGCAAAGAGAUGGACAGUGUCAUUCAUGAACGACGCCACAUGAUUCGAUAUUUGGUGGAUGGUGUAUUUUACUUUCAAGAUUAA